CAGAUUUUUCCGCCCAGGUGAAUUCGACCUCCUUAAGUUCUCCCACCGGCCGGGGAAGCCAUAUGGGCACACCUGCCCUCCACCCCUCCAUGGGGCCCAGCCUCGGAGGCUCCUUGGGGUCGCCCAGCCAGCUCCACUCGCCCAUCAACGGCAUGGGGCCACCCUUCUCCGUCAUCAGCUCCCCGAUGGGGCCUCACCCCAUGUCUGGACCCUCCACCCCCGGCCUCGGAUACGGAGCUGGCAGCCCGCAGCUCAACUCCCCCCUGAACCCCGUGAGCAGCACAGAAGACAUCAAGCCCCCCCUGGGCAUCAAUGGGGUACUCAAAGUGCCAAUGCACUCUUCCUCCGCCAUGCCCGCCUUCACCAAGCACAUCUGCGCCAUCUGUGGAGACCGCUCCUCAGGCAAGCAUUACGGGGUGUACAGCUGCGAGGGCUGCAAGGGCUUCUUCAAGCGGACGGUGCGCAAGGACCUGACCUACACUUGCCGGGACAACAAGGAUUGCCUGAUCGACAAGCGCCAGCGGAACCGGUGCCAGUACUGCCGCUACCAGAAGUGCCUGGCGAUGGGCAUGAAGAGGGAAG
Molecule: messenger RNA, 582 nt
Organism: Notechis scutatus (mainland tiger snake)
Lineage: Eukaryota; Metazoa; Chordata; Lepidosauria; Squamata; Elapidae
Source: RefSeq, a predicted model, not a curated record